This is a messenger RNA of Nilaparvata lugens (brown planthopper), 507 nucleotides long. RefSeq names its product probable E3 ubiquitin-protein ligase HERC1. The record is from RefSeq and is a predicted model, not a curated record. The annotation marks the transcript as partial. The transcript is spliced from 3 exons. NCBI's taxonomy places the organism in Eukaryota, Metazoa, Arthropoda, Insecta, Hemiptera, Delphacidae.
AGAGUAGGUGCUCUUCCCCCCUGUGCCCUCCUGCUCCGACGUCACGUGGCACUCCUGUUCUCUCAUUGUGGACACUACUGGCAUCCGCCAACCACGUCGCUGCAACCAAUCAUUCACACAGUCUGCAUGAUAUCCUGUACAACUCGGUGGCUGGUGCUCUAUUGUCCAACAUGGCGCAUUCUCUGCUCCUGUUGCCAAGUGGCAUUGUGCAGCCGAAUGUGGCAGCCAUGCUCCUCCUGCUUCGACUCCUCCAGCAGCUCACAAAGGCACCACACAUCGACAGUCGACUAUCUUCACAGGCCAACACACCAACAGCCGUGUCUCAGCAAUGGUGGGCGUGGCUUGUUGACAUGGAGCGCGCCAUUGGUGUGCUGGUGGGCAAGUGUCUGCGAGCACCAAUCACCAGUCAGCAACUGCCGUCGCCGGCCAAUCACAAUCAAGCAAUGCUCUGGCUCGAGAGCCCUCUUUUCGCCUUCGGACAUGACUGCACCGACCAGACUAUGCCAG